Messenger RNA from Coccinella septempunctata (seven-spotted ladybird), 1184 nucleotides. RefSeq lists its product as uncharacterized. Lineage: Eukaryota; Metazoa; Arthropoda; Insecta; Coleoptera; Coccinellidae. The coding region runs from base 159 to 1076 and encodes 305 amino acids. The transcript has 2 exons. The record is from RefSeq and is a predicted model, not a curated record.
GGUUAGAGGGGAAGCUUUAAUGACGUAUGCAGGUGACGUCACUGAUCCGUAAAACGGUAACUGCCACUGUAACCGAAGUCUGAUGGAGUGUAAUAGGCGGUAACUGAAGUCUAACCUUAAAUAAUUUGUGUGACAAGACAUGUGUUCUGGUUGUGAAUAUGGAAGAAUAUGUAGAAAUAAAUCUCAAUCAUCAGGGAGAAGAUUUAACGGCAAUAGUACCGUAUGAAACGGCACAAGUCUUAUUAAAUGAUCCUGAUGCUGCUAAAGAGUUCAUAAAUACGCUUGAACCAAAUAAUAUGGAUGGUUUAGAACUUCAGAACGAGGGUAGUCAAGAAGAUCUCCCCAAGUCAAUGGUGUGGUCCAGCAAAAAACCAUCCAAGAGGGACCACGAUGCAACCAAAUUUUUUCUACGAAUAAGAGUGGAAUAUUCUCACAAGUUUGACGACAGGAAAACUAUUAAAGGACAAAUUUGGUCCUUAAUAGCAAAGAAAAUGAAUGAAAAUGGUUUUUACGUUGGAGAAGGAAGAGAUGCUGUUGAAAAAUGCAGAAUGAAAUUUGCCAACCUUCAGAAGCAAUAUUUAAACCACAUGAAUCAUUUAAAGAAAACAGGAGCGGAACACAAAAGUGAACCGCUCUAUUUUUCUGAAAUGCACAGCAUCUUAGGUGGAAAAGAUAAGGUCUGCCCUCAAAACCUUCAGAGUACUGAGGAGAAUAUGAGACAGACUAAUUCAGAAGAUAUCUCACAAUAUGAAGAAGUGACCUAUAAUACUCAGGAAAUGCUUCAUGAGGAGGAGAUUGCCAGCAGCAGCAGCAGCAGUAUCGAUAGCUCUCAGAUAAAAAGUAGAUUUACAGCUAAGAAGAGUAUUAAACCUAGAAGUUUAAAUAUGGCUCUUGUGGAAACAAUGGAAAAAAUACAUAACGAAAACUCAGAAUUGAGAAAAAAUGAGUUCGAAGAAUUGAGAGCCCUGUUAGAAACUCAGAACGCCCAAAGAGAGAGAUUUCUUGCCUGUUUCCAAUUGUUCGUAAAAUCACAAAAAAGAAAACGAACUACAGACUCCUCGGAGGAAAGUUCCUAAUUUAGAAAUAUUUGUGAUAUAGAGUGUAAGUUUAAGUUUUAUAGACCAACUAUAUUUCACAUAAUGUUUAGAAUAAAAAUUUUGUUAAUUAGUUAGUUAUAGAAGGAA